Loa loa (African eye worm) is the source of this 1057-nucleotide messenger RNA. Its product is annotated as SNARE domain-containing protein. The transcript has 6 exons. The record is from RefSeq and is a predicted model, not a curated record. Bases 1 to 963 code for a protein of 320 amino acids. Gene Ontology annotation, biological process: vesicle fusion; intracellular protein transport; vesicle-mediated transport. NCBI's taxonomy places the organism in Eukaryota, Metazoa, Nematoda, Chromadorea, Rhabditida, Onchocercidae. Gene Ontology annotation, molecular function: SNAP receptor activity; SNARE binding. Gene Ontology annotation, cellular component: SNARE complex; membrane; endomembrane system.
AUGGGAACACUUAGUAUCCAACCACCAAUGGGUUCAGUACGCAAUCUUACCGAAGUAUUCAUUCUUCUUCGAAAUAAUGCUCUGCAUAGCAAGUUCAUCUUUGCUAAUAAUACUAUAGGUGCGGCUGACGAGAAAAUGUCGUUGGUUGCUUUGGAUGAAGAAACCGAAACAGUUCAUGUCUCGAGUUCCAGCCGUGUACCACCCGAGUGGGUCAAUUACCUUGACGAAACACAAUAUGAACUUACGAGGAUACGAUCACGUUUGAAACAAAUUCGAGAAAUGCAGCAGAAUCACAUGUCGAAACCAAGUUUUGUGGAAGAUUUGGAGGCUCAAAAAGAAAUGGACAAAAGUACAGAUGAAGUCACGGGAAUGUUUUCUCAUUGCCAACGCUUGAUCGGAUUUAUUGAGAAAGCCAAUGUCAUCGAAAGCACACAACAGUCUUUGCUACGUGGAAAUGUAGUUUCAACAUUGCGAUUGACAUUAAGCAAUUUAGCUGGAGACUUUCGUACCAGUCAGGCAAAAUUUUUAAAACAAAUCGAAGCACGUAAAGAAAAGGUAAAUUCAUAUCUUCUCGCAUCCACUGACUGGGUGAAUACCGAAGUCCUUGACGAUGUGCCAAUCGAUGCAUCACGAGAUGGCCUUACUAUGGAACAAAUACAGUUGUUGCUGCAAAAUGCUGAUAUGGUAAAAGAACGUGAACGUGACGUGAUGAGUGUCAGUAAAUCAAUUAUCGAAUUAAAUUCUUUAUUCAAGGAUCUUGCUUCUAUGGUUGUUGAUCAGGGUACGGUUUUGGAUCGAAUUGAUUAUAACGUGGAGCAGGCAGCACUGAAAGUCAACUCAGCCUUAUCAAGUGUCCAACGUGCUGAAAGAUAUCAACGAAGUGAUAAAAAAAUGUACUGCAUACUUGUUUUGUCUGUAGCAGUUAUUGUUUUACUUAUUCUUCUUAUUAUUGUGAAAACAUGAUAUGGCAAUUUUCUUAUAUCUAAAAUUCCCUGUAAAAUGUCUAAACUAUUUCUCUAUAUUGUUGCAAUUUUAGUAUAUAUUCAUCGGAAUGAAC